Molecule: messenger RNA, 3100 nt
Organism: Mercurialis annua (annual mercury)
Lineage: Eukaryota; Viridiplantae; Streptophyta; Magnoliopsida; Malpighiales; Euphorbiaceae
Product: BEL1-like homeodomain protein 7
Exons: 5
Coding region: 913-2949 (678 amino acids)
Biological process (GO): regulation of transcription by RNA polymerase II
Molecular function (GO): DNA-binding transcription factor activity, RNA polymerase II-specific; RNA polymerase II cis-regulatory region sequence-specific DNA binding
Source: RefSeq, a predicted model, not a curated record
AUAUUGCAGCAAAAAACCAGACCUUUCAUCCAUCCAUGCUUAAGGAUGACAGAGAGAGAGAUGAAGAAGCCAUACAUAGAAACUGGUUAGAGAGAGAAAGUAAUGGCUUUUGUUAACAAGUUAGAGAGAGAAUCUAGAGAGAGAAAGUAAUGGAUUUUGUUAACUGGCUAGAGAGAGAAAGUAAUGGGGUUUAAGAGAGGGUUUUAGGUCUACCAACUGGUAGUUACAGAUUGAACUCUUUAACCCAAUUCAAGAAUUGCAGCAACAACAUCACCACCAACACCAAACAAUUUGCCCUAACAGAAGAAAUUAUAAGUCAAGAUCAAAACUUUCAUUAUUUUACUUGCUUAAUUAUUUCUGGGUCAAUCUCAAAUUAGCCAAAAGAUUACCCAAAAAAGCUUAAAUCUUUCCAAAAGUUGCAAUAAUGGGCUUACAAAGAUACCCUCAAAGAGAAAGUUAUCAUUUUCUUUUUCUUUUUUAGAGAUAGAGAGAGAAAGUGAAGUGCUCACGUGGGGUUUUUGUGAAAUGAUUGUUGGAGAAAAAGAUUAAAAGUGAGCUAAUUUAUUCAAUAAAGGAGGAAAAAAGAAGAAUUUUUGUUUAUGAUUUUGUAUAAUUUGUAUGCAUAGUUGAAAUUUAGAGUGUGUUUGUGCAGAGAAUGAGCGGAUGUUCCUAAUUCUACGUGUCAAACUUGGUUCACGUAAUAAUUUCUCGUAUGUGUAUGUAUUGAAAAAGUGAAGGGUGGUUAUAGUUUAUGUAUUGGGAUCAUCAGAUUUGGAGAUCAAGUUUGUGUUUUUGAUGAUUUUUUCUGUUCCCCAAAACACCCACAGAUGUUACUGGUUUUCAGUUACUCAGAUGAUUAUGUAAUUUGAGUUGACUGAUAAGUGGAGGAAGACAAAGACUAUAGAAUUAGAUAUGGCUACAUAUUAUGCUAAUGGAAAUAACCAAAGAGAUGGUGCACAAAUGGUAUAUAUACCAGGUUCGUAUUCAGAUACAUCGGUUCUUCCUGGGAAUGUGAUGAUGUAUGUGAAUUCUGGAUCAUAUUCGGAUACAUUAGCUGCUCAUUCCCAGCAGCAAAACAAUUGUAUUGAAAUUCAGAAUGCGGAGACUUCGGAUUCAAAUCAUCAGCAGCAAGGUAUUAUGUCAAGCCUCAGUGGAUCACGAAUGGGGGAGCAUAAUUUUAAUGCAUGGAGAGAUGGUAGAAAUGAUUUGCUGAUUAUGCAGUCAAUGAAUGGACAAUCUGGGAUUCUUCACAAUGGGCAGAAUUUGCAAGGUCAGGGCUUGUCACUCAGCCUCGGCACACAAAUUCCUUCCGGAAUCCAAAUGCCCUCCAUCUCGUACAGGAAUCAAAAUCCAGGCCUGGCUUCAUUUUUAAGUCCUACUCCAACAAUCAUGGAUGAGGAUGGUGGCAGGAAUGACUCAUCUAGAGAUGAGCAGUCGAAACAUGCUGAAUAUCAUCUGUCUCCUAAUUAUUCCGGAGCUAAUCAAGAUUUGAAUAAAGGGGACUUAUCUCCGUAUGGAUUGACUAGUUUUGCAAGAACUAUUCCGAGUUCUAAGUAUCUUAAGGCAGCACAACAACUGCUUGAUGAAGUUGUCAAUGUUCGAAAAGCUCUCAAGCAGCCUGAUAAAGAAAAAAACCAAAGCACAAAUGAGCACGAGAUGAAUAGUUCUAAAGAAGGCGAUGGAAGAUCGAAAGACGAGUCUUCCAACCAUCAAGAAUCAACCAAUAACUUGCCAAAUGAGCCUUCUCAUGCUGAACGUCAAGAAUUGCAGAAUAAGCUGACGAAGCUUUUGUCCAUGUUAGAGGAGGUCGAUAGAAGGUACAAGCAGUACUAUCACCAGAUGCAAAUUGUGGUUUCGUCAUUUGAUGUGAUAGCCGGGUGUGGGGCAGCUAAACCAUACACAUCACUUGCCCUCCAGACUAUAUCUCGCCACUUUAGGUGCUUGCGUGAUGCAAUAAGCGGUCAAAUUCGAGCAACACGCAAGAACCUCGGGGAGCAAGAAACAUCAGAAAAUGGUAAAGGAGUUGGAAUAACUCGCCUGCGAUAUGUGGAUCAGCAGCUCAGGCAACAGAGGGCUCUUCAGCAGCUUGGAAUGAUGCAGCAACAUGCAUGGAGGCCACAAAGGGGUUUACCUGAAAGCUCAGUUUCAAUUCUUCGUGCUUGGCUGUUUGAGCAUUUUCUUCAUCCUUACCCUAAGGAUUCCGAUAAGAUCAUGCUGGCAAGGCAAACAGGCUUGACAAGAAGUCAGGUCUCAAAUUGGUUUAUCAAUGCACGGGUGCGUCUUUGGAAGCCUAUGGUAGAAGAAAUGUAUAAAGAAGAGGCUGGUGAUGCAGAGAUGGAGUCUAAUUCCUCUUCUGAAAAUGCUAUAAGAGCAACGAAAGGCGAUAUCGGAACAUCUGAAGAUAGAGGGGAAGAAAUGCAACAAAGUGCAAGUUCAACAGCGACCGAAAGAUGUAGCAUUGGACCGUUAAUGGAAUCGAAAUCCGACCAUGUGUCUGAUAUAGAAAUGGCGGGAUCAACUACAAGAAACAAUUUUCAUAAUAUGACACGUGGCGAGGUGAUUACUGAAUACGAAUUGCUAAAGCUAAGGGAGGAACAAAGGCGUAAUAUGGACGAUUGCAGUCUAUUCCCCGACGCGAUGGUUCACCCUGACGGGGGCGGUGAUAGGUUCAUGGCGGCAGCGACUGCAGCCUAUCAUAUGUCGGAGGUAGGGAGGUUUGGGAGUGGAAGCGGAGUGUCGCUUACACUGGGUUUGCAGCACUGUGAGGACGGUAGCUUACCAAUGUCUGCUACGAACCAUCACAGUUUCGUUCCCAUGAGAGGGGAUGAGAUUUACGGCGCAACAGCAUCUUCAGUAGGUGCCGAGACAACCGAUUUCGAAUGUCUGAAUUCGGGGAACAGGCAACAUAGGUUCAGUUCCUCCCAUUUUUUACAUGAUUUCGUAGCGUGAAAUAAUCAAAAGAUCAUUUUUGAAAGAUUGGGAAGUUGUGUGUAAAGCACAGUUGUUGUAUAUUGAAAAGAAUCGGUCGGAAGAUUAGCAUAUUGUAAAGAUACAUAUUUUUGUUUGAUAAUUGGAAAGGGAAGUGUACAAUUGAUGAUUA